AUACAUAUACAUAUAUAUAUAUAUGUCACAGAGAGUUAGGUGGUGUGUUCACGGUUGAUGUAAGCAUAAGCGACUAAAUAUUAAUUACGUUACUAAUGUUUUUGCCGGAGUAACAUUCAUGUGAUGGAAGGUGUAAUUAAGGACUUAUCACGAAUGACUAAAGUGAGAGAAAAUGGGAGUCCUCGUAAAUCAUAGAUCUUGCAACUUACAAACAAGUAGCACCGAUGGACGCGGCCAUGUUUCCUGGUAGCAGAAAUCUUGCCCAUUAUUAAUUCUUCUAUUGUGAACCUAGAAGUUGGAUUGUGCAGAAUGCCGAAAUGCGAUGUGAAAACAAAAUAUGUACCAGCAAUGUUCGCUUGGACGGUUCUAUUAGGAGCUACGACACUUUUUUAUUGUUUCCCGUGUCGAUAUUAUGUCCUUCGAUGGGGUUCCCUGGUGCCAGCCUUUCAAGGAGUUAUAUCUUUCUUUGUACUGACCAAUUUUACACUGGCCACGUUUAUGGAUCCAGGUGUUAUACCAAAAGCACCUCCUGACGAAGACAGGGAGGAUGACUUUAGAGCUCCAUUGUAUAAGAACGUUGAGAUCAAUGGUAUUACUGUGCGUAUGAAAUGGUGUGUUACGUGCAAAUUUUAUAGACCACCUCGUUGUUCUCAUUGUAGCGUUUGCAACCAUUGCAUCGAAACAUUUGAUCAUCACUGCCCGUGGGUCAACAAUUGCAUUGGUAGAAGAAAUUACAGAUUUUUUUUCUUCUUCCUUUUGUCCCUUAGCCUUCAUAUGAUUAGUAUAUUUGGACUUUGUUUGUAUUUCAUAUUGGAACAUCAAAAGCAAUUAGGAGACGUUGACGCAAUUAUUUCGCUUGUGCUUAUGGGUGUGAUAGUAUUACUGUUUCUUCCAAUUUUUGGAUUAACAGGCUUUCACAUAAUACUUGUUUCUAGAGGACGAACAACCAAUGAACAAGUAACGGGCAAGUUCAACGGAGGUUACAAUCCUUUUUCGAAAGGAUGUUUACAAAAUUGUUGGUAUACGCAAUUUGGACCACAAUACCCAAGUUUAAUUAAGCCUGAUAAAUAUUCAGGAAAACGACGAGGCGCAUGUACAUCUGAGAUAUCAACCAUAGACAGUGAGAACCAGGUAAAAACCUACAUGGAUAGCAGCAAUGGUGUUAGAAAUGCCAGUUCAAAUGCUUACAAUAAGUUAUCACCUGGUCGUGAUGGUUCAGAUACAGAUAUGGAACCAACCGCGUCUCAAUCAGCAGAUUGUGAACCAACACCACCAUUGCAAAGACAUGGUUCUAAAAGCAAUUUCUUUUUGCCACCCGUUGAAAGUAAUGAAUCUCCCAGGCAUCCUCAACCACCACAACAUCGUCAUCCGAUUCAUUAUCCUAGAGGCAGUCCUCAUCCAAAGCCAAGGGGGAUGAAUGGAUCACGUAGUCAUACACCAGACCCAUUAUCACCAGAAGUAAGUGGUUCUCCUGCUACUGCUCCUCAACGUAAUCAAGGUCAAGGAGGUGCUAGUCCAACAAUGCAACAACGUAUUAAAGCAAUAGGAGUACCAACGCCACUUGCCAUUUCCAGUCCUAUUCGCAGAUCCAAUCCAGGUACACCGACACAGGUACGUCGACCGGACUUUAUAGGAGUUAAUGAAACACCAACAUAUUAUGACGUACAACAAGGAAAUAGUAUUGGAAUUGGUGGUGGCGGGGGAGUCGGUGGAGUUACCGUUGUUACCGGUUAUAGUCCUCAACGACGUUUUUUAUCGGAAAGCGAGCUAAUCCAUGCCGAUCAUUCUUAUUCGAGAACCAACAAUACCGUUGACAACAUUAGAGAACUUGCAGGGUCACCACAGCGUGGUGCAUAUUUGUGGAAAGAUAAUUCACCCGGUAGCUAUCAAGUAACGGGAGGAAAUAUGUCCUCGUCGACAAAUACUGGAGCAGCAGCGGCAGCAGCAGCAGCAGCAGCAGUAGCAGCAACUCAUCAAUCUCCUUCACAGAGACCACCACCACCUUAUGAUUAUUAUCGCUCUAAUCCAACUAGUCCAACUCAACAAUCUUAUACAACUGCUCCAAGAGCAGCUUAUCAUCCAGCUAUGAGAGGUGGUGUACCAGUCUUCCCACCCCAUCAGCCACAUCAACAGUCGCCGCAAGUUAAAAGAAAAGCUGUUAUGGCAACACCAACAACACCUACUUCUGGCGAUACCAGACGUAGACCUAUGUCAUUUGUAAGAGCGUUAGAAAUGACAGACUCUAUGGAAAUGGUCUCUGCUCCUAAUGAUUCAAGAUCGCAAAGACCUACCACACCAACACCAGAUCGAGCUAGUGUCUAUGAUAUGAGUUAUGAGAUAUCCGUAUAGCCCAUCUUUCCAGUCUCCGUACAAUCCUGCCGUUGGACGGAGAGAGUGCAAAUAUUGCUACCCUUAUGCGUCUCUCGUUCAAAUCAAGAAGGAACGUACAUUACUUACAAUAUAUCCGUCUAAAGGAAAAUAAACAAGCACCAGCAGCAGCAAGCAGCAAUAUUGUACGUUGAUAUCGAAUAUAACAUCAACUACAUUCAAUCCUAUUGGUCCAGUCUCUUACAAUACAUAUGAUCACUUUUCAUGUAUAUUAUUCAUACACUUAACGCUAACUAAGGAACUAUAUUAUUUUUUCCAAGAGACUAUAGAGUUAGCGUUAUCACGUAAAUUAUAUUAUAUUUGUAACAUCGGUAAUUACGAUAUAACAAUGAUGAUGAUGAUAAUAAUAAUGAGGAU
This is a messenger RNA of Polistes dominula (European paper wasp), 2745 nucleotides long. It is a transcript of the gene Zdhhc8, whose product is annotated as zinc finger DHHC-type containing 8. Gene Ontology annotation, molecular function: palmitoyltransferase activity. Gene Ontology annotation, biological process: protein palmitoylation. The record is from RefSeq and is a predicted model, not a curated record. NCBI's taxonomy places the organism in Eukaryota, Metazoa, Arthropoda, Insecta, Hymenoptera, Vespidae.